Molecule: messenger RNA, 861 nt
Organism: Talaromyces amestolkiae
Lineage: Eukaryota; Fungi; Ascomycota; Eurotiomycetes; Eurotiales; Trichocomaceae
Exons: 1
Coding region: 1-861 (286 amino acids)
Source: RefSeq, a predicted model, not a curated record
AUGACAGCUCCAACAGCUGGCCGCCGAAUGUCCCCGCGAAUGAUGACCAUCUUCGCCGUGGGCAUGCUGGGUAUCAGUACCUACUGCGGUUACCUAUACUCAUCCUAUAGCCAAGCAGUCGCUCAAUCCAAAACUCUCAAGGUGCCUGAAGAUGUCUCUGAUCGCUACAAUUCCACCGCAAUGGGCUACGACGCCGAAGUCGAGCUCGGCGAGAAAUUCAUGCGGUUAGGCAAAAGGAGGAAAGAGCUCGUUCAGAUGGCCCGUGGAGAUGUUCUUGAGGUUAGUUGUGGUACGGGCCGAAACAUGGAGUACUAUCAACUAGGUGAGAAAAGAGGGCUUGAUGAACGAGGCCGUCCUGUCUUGCAAGGGUGUCGGUCGGUGACUUUUGUCGAUCUGAGUUCGCAGAUGGUUGAGAUUGCGCGACACAAGUUUAGAAGGCUACAUCCUGAGUUUGCAAAGGCUGCAUUUCGUACCGAAGACGCCAAAAAGGUCGGUCCAGUGGCCGACACUUCUGCAAAAUUCCCUGAAUGGGUAUAUUCACGGUCCCAUUUCGAUACCGUAAUACAAACUAUGGGUCUUUGUUCUACACCAGAUCCCGUCGGACUCUUACGACAUCUCGGAUCGAUCACAGAGCCGCAACGAGGGCAGAUCUUGCUGCUGGAGCAUGGUAGAUCGCAUUAUGACUGGCUGAACAAGAUUCUAGACAAUCUUGCGCCUGCACACGCGCAUCGACACGGAUGCUGGUGGAAUCGAGACAUCGGACAGAUCAUCGAGCAGAGUGGAUUGGAGGUUGUGGAGAUUCAGCGGUAUCAUUUGGGGACGACGUGGAGGGCGGUUUUGAGGCCGAGGACCCAAACUUAG